Molecule: messenger RNA, 1677 nt
Organism: Archocentrus centrarchus (flier cichlid)
Lineage: Eukaryota; Metazoa; Chordata; Actinopteri; Cichliformes; Cichlidae
Gene: upb1
Product: ureidopropionase, beta
Exons: 10
Coding region: 67-1218 (383 amino acids)
Molecular function (GO): beta-ureidopropionase activity
Source: RefSeq, a predicted model, not a curated record
UAAACGUACCAAGAGUCCGAGCUGUGCUGCUGCUGUGAGUCCCAAAAACCCAAGAAAAGUGCAGAGAUGUCCGCAUGUCAGUUUGAAUCACUGGAGAAGUCUUUGGAGUCCCACCUGCCGGAGGCCGAGCUGGCGGAGGUGAAACGCAUCUUAUUCGGCAAGGAAACAAAGAAGCUGGACCUCCCAGCCCGUGCUGUGGAAGCUGCUUCUGAGCGUGAUUUUGAGCUGAAAGGAUAUAGGUUUGAUGCGGCACAGGAACAGCUCAGGCCACCAAGAAAUAUCAGAGUGGGACUCAUUCAACACCGCAUUGUUCUGCCCACUGAUGCCCCCAUCCUGGAUCAGAUCAGUGCCAUGCACAGCCGAAUUGGUGAAAUGGUCGAGGUAGCAGCCAUGUGUGGUGUAAACAUCAUCUGCUUUCAGGAGACCUGGACCAUGCCCUUUGCAUUUUGCACCCGCGAGAAAGAACCAUGGACAGAGUUUGCAGAAUCGGCUGAAGAAGGAAACACUACGCGCUUCUGCCAAGAGCUGGCCAGAAAAUACAACAUGGUAGUUGUUUCGCCAAUUCUGGAGAGAGAGGACUUACACAGCACUCUGUGGAACACAGCGGUGGUCAUCUCCAACUCUGGAAACGUGCUGGGAAAGAGCAGGAAGAACCAUAUUCCCAGGAUCGGGGACUUUAAUGAGUCUACAUACUAUAUGGAGGGCAACACUGGCCACACAGUGUUCCAGACACAGUUUGGGAAGAUUGCUGUGAAUAUCUGCUACGGCCGGCAUCAUCCACUCAACUGGUUCAUGUACAGCAUGAACGGAGCUGAGAUCAUUUUCAACCCCUCGGCUACUGUUGGAGCUCUCAGUGAGCCCAUGUGGCCUAUAGAGGCCAGAAAUGCAGCAAUAGCUAACCACUGUUUUACGUGUGCCAUCAACCGUGUUGGGACAGAACAUUUCAAAAGUGAAUUCACAUCUGGUGAUGGGAAAAAAGCUCACCACGACUUUGGACAUUUUUAUGGGUCCAGCUAUGUGGCAGCUCCUGAUGGCAGCCGCACGCCAGGGCUCUCUAGGACCCGUGAUGGGCUGCUUGUGGUAGAAAUGGAUCUCAACCUCAACAGGCAAAUCAGUGACAAAUGGAGUUUCAAGAUGACUGGGCGGUAUGCUGAGUACGCAGAAGAACUUACCAAAGUUGUUGAGCAUGACUUCAAACCAAAAAUAGUAAAAGAGUAGAACAAAGUCCACAAAUAGUGUACAUUUGAUUAUUCAUUUCUACAGGAAACAUGUUAAGUUCAGAUUUAAUUUGACAUUAUGUUUGUGUCAUACCAAAGUCUGUCAGAUUGAUGGGUUUCUGUCAUCAGUUAAUCUGAUAAAAACAAAAAAAAGUCAGUCAAACCCAUCAUAGACACACAUUUUAUUCACUCUUAUUUACAACAGCAGUUGCAUCAGGCAGAAAAUAAUUUAAAAUAUCUUUCAAGUUGCUCUAGCAGUUACUAGUCUGGCUACUAGCCUAGGCUGCCAUGUCUAAUUUAAGCACAUAUUUUAUCUUUUAGAUUAAACAAAAGAGGAAAUAGAUUCCUUAAAAUAAAUGACUGUCACUUAAAGCUAAAAAUCAGCUGCUGGUGCUGGUUUAAUUGAGUUACCUGAAGGAUGAUUUCAGGCAUGCUAAAUUACUUUAUGAGAUGGCACCAA